Messenger RNA from Aegilops tauschii subsp. strangulata, 1281 nucleotides. RefSeq names its product probable F-box protein At4g22165. Lineage: Eukaryota; Viridiplantae; Streptophyta; Magnoliopsida; Poales; Poaceae. Gene Ontology annotation, molecular function: protein binding. The record is from RefSeq and is a predicted model, not a curated record.
AUGGUGGCCGCGGCGGCAGCAGCACCGUGCUGGUCCGAGCUCCCAACCGAUCUCCUCACGAGCAUCGUGCAGCUCCUCGAGCUCCCGGGAGCCCUCGCCUUCGCGACCGUCUGCGCGUCAUGGCGCUCGGCCGCGGCUGCCGGCGGCGUGCCACCCCCGGGCACGCCAUGGCUCAUGUCCUGGGAACAAGAACCCCACCCAGCCAUCGGGCGCAGCCGCUCGGCCGUGACCUGCAAGCUCCGCAAUCUCCUCGACGUCGACAAGGCCUACAGCGUCACGUUCCCGGCGGGCACCUUCGUCACCUGCUGCGGCGCCUCCGACGGGUGGCUGGUGGUGGUGGACGAGCUCUGCAACCUCUCGCUCCACAACUUCUUCACCUCGCGCACGAUCCCUCUGCCGCCGGUCACCGACUUCCCGCGGGUGGAGGCCGAGCACGACGACCAGGGGAAAAUCGAACGUUACCGUCUCAAAUCCCUGUACCGGCACAGCCCAGACGUUACGUACGACGCGCAUCAUCUGGCAACCUUCUUCUACCAGAAGGCGGUGCUGUCCGGCAACCCGUCCAGAGGCGGCGGCGGCGACUACAUCGUCACGGUCGUCCACUACGGCGGCGAGUGGAUCUCCUACGCCAGGUCCGGAGAUGCCAGAUGGCGGGUGCUGGUCUCCAACCACUACUGGGGCCAAGAUCGGCACAACGGGAGCGGAAGGAUCUACGCCGAGUGCGCGUACCACAACGGGAGCAUCUACGCCGUGACCUACAAGGGGGGCGUGGAGCGAUGGGACCUCGACGCCGCCGGAAUGCCAUCGUGGAAGGCGGUGUUGCUAUACUGCCCGCGCGACGCCGUCCUCACCAGGCACCUGGUGGCCGCGCCGGGCGGCGGGCUGUGGCAGGUCAGCGCGGUGUGGGAGCCGGCACGCGCGGCGGUCCCGGACGGGAUCAGGUUCACGUUCCGCGUGGUGGAUGACGACGACGGCGUUGAUGCCGGGGAGCGGGGGUCGAUGCAGGAGCACGCGCUGUUCCUCGGGCUGAACCGGUCGGCGUGUUUACUGGCGAAGAACUUCCCCGGCGUGAGGCCUGGCGUGCUCUACUUCUCCGCGCCUUGGAUGAGGCAGUACGCCCCCGAGAUGCUCGAGCGGGUGGGCGACUGGGGAGGCGCCAGGGCCUAUGACCUCAAGGCGAGGGCGAGGACGUUCGAGCGCGUGUUCCCCGGCGUGCUGCCGGAGUCUGCGCGGCUGAUGGACUGCCCUACGGAGGUGUGGAUCACGCCCAAUCUGUACUAG